GCGGUCAAAUGACGCGGGAUCCUCCCAACAACAGAUCCCAUUUUUGUUCACUUUAACCCCCGUGCUCCGUGUAUAGGUUACCAGUACACUUAAUGAACGCCUAUUCGUAUGGUUCCUCAACCCAGCGUGGAUACGAAGGAGGACCUUGGCGUACUCUUGUACAAGCCGAAUCCCAUGCCUUCCGAGCACUAGCUCUUCGAAGGACACCUACGUGUGCUUCUUUCGCCACAAUGAGGAAUCCUGAUAUAGAGUUUUAGGGAAAUCAUCAUACCGAGAGGUUCUCUCUCUAUCCCGGCGGGCGAAACUGCAUCCCUGCACCUUAACCCAUCCUAGGAGCCGAGUGAAGUAAAAUGGUCUGGAUGAAACAAUGCCGCCCAGCGAACUUGUCCAUUGUUCUGGGUUUGGCUUUCGUCCUUGUCCUCGUACACUACACACUCUACACGGAAAUGCAGGCGUCGCGGAUAGAGAGAGUCAGUUUACGACUCCUUCUCAGAACGUCGGUCCUCGCGGCAAUCAGAGGAGGCAAUGAGGUCGUGCGCGCAAGGCAGGAGAAUCUCAAUAUCCGAAGCAAGGGAAUCAAUCAACUCGGUCAAGUCGAUCCGCUGACCGAUGGCGAUAUGCGCAGUCAUCGCGUCAUGCUCAAAACGCUGUUCAAGAUUUUUCCUCAUUUGAAUGUAGUUUCCGAAGAACACGAAGACGAGAAAACCUCUUCUCAAACCAGCGCUCCCGGACUCGAUGACGUGAACCUGCCUGAAUCGAUUAGCAACUUCGUGGAUGAAACUGUUCGAUUGCGUGAUAUAUUGGUCUGGAUAGACCCGCUCGACGCGACCCAAGAAUAUACGGAGGGUUUGACGGAGUACGUGACCACGAUGGUGUGCAUCGCCGUGGAAGGUCGCGCUCACAUCGGCGUAAUACAUCAGCCGUUCGCGAAUCGGACCGUGUGGGGUUGGGUUGGUCAGGGUCCGUCGAGGAGCUUGCGUGGGCCUCAAAUCGCUGACGACGACGACGGCAAUAAUAGCAUUAUCAUGAACAGUAUAAACAUCGACAAUGCUUACAAUACUAAAAAAGUCAAACCCGAUGACGAUGCUGUAGAUAUAGUUGUUUCUAGAUCUCAUGCUGGCAAAGUGAAACAGUUUGCUCGCGACGCUCUCGGGGGGGACAUCACGGUCACUUCGGCCGGCGGAUCGGGGUACAAAGCUUUGCAGGUGGCCGAGAGCAAGGCAGAUUUGUACAUACACACGACGCUUAUCAAGAAGUGGGACAUUUGCGCAGGCAAUGCGAUUUUGGAGUCGCUCGGCGGUCGUAUGGUGAAUCUGAAAGGCGAGGCCAUCGACUACGGCUCUCCCCGAUCCGAGAAGAAUCCUGACGGGCUGCUCGCCUUCUUGAAAGACAAGAGGGACUUCAUGAAGUUGACGAGGGCUCCGCUGCCUGCCUGAAAGACUCCCACAUAUCCAGCUCGCCGGAACGUCGUGACUUUCAAACCAUCGAGAACGCAGAAAAUUCACGAUGAGACCUGUUCUGUAAAAAUUUGCUACCCUUUUGCAUUGCGGAGGAAGGAAGCUCGAUGCCGAUUGCUUCGAAAGAGCAACGACGACGUCAAACAUCAUCUAGUCCUUGUAAAUUAUAGAGUGAGAAAAACCUUAGAUUGAAAUGAAACGUCGUGUGCUGAAGA
Molecule: messenger RNA, 1672 nt
Organism: Galendromus occidentalis (western predatory mite)
Lineage: Eukaryota; Metazoa; Arthropoda; Arachnida; Mesostigmata; Phytoseiidae
Product: inositol monophosphatase 3
Exons: 3
Coding region: 351-1436 (361 amino acids)
Biological process (GO): phosphatidylinositol phosphate biosynthetic process
Cellular component (GO): endomembrane system
Molecular function (GO): 3'-nucleotidase activity
Source: RefSeq, a predicted model, not a curated record